Molecule: messenger RNA, 2381 nt
Organism: Gloeophyllum trabeum ATCC 11539
Lineage: Eukaryota; Fungi; Basidiomycota; Agaricomycetes; Gloeophyllales; Gloeophyllaceae
Exons: 23
Coding region: 31-2214 (727 amino acids)
Molecular function (GO): ATP binding; ATP hydrolysis activity
Source: RefSeq, a predicted model, not a curated record
GGGCUCUAACUCUGUACCUCUCCCGCCACCAUGUCGUCUGAAGACAUCGCAGAAGAGAUCCGGAACACCCUCCCGGGGACGGAGGAGAUCAUCGUGCAGUACCUCGCGGGGUACCUCGUCGACGACGCGUGCGAGGAUGAGGAUGUGCUCCUCAUCGCGCGCGAGAUCCUCGCGUCCGUCGCGCGGGGCAAGGAGGACGCGCUGCAGCGGCUCAUGACGCGCCUCGGGGACCUGAUGGAGGAUACGCUGAGGGCGCGGGAGGCGAAGAAGGCGAGCGCGAGCGGGUCGACGCUCGUGAAGUUGGAUAAGGCGGUCGAGAUGAGCAAGACGGGUGCGAUGUCGGGCACGAUCGCGCUCUCGGAGGGGGUGGAUUUGGAGAGUAUUAAUAAGGGGAAAGCCUCGAAGGUCGAUAUCAAGAAAUUGGAGAAACAGGAAGCUAAGCUCAAAGCCAAGAUCGAGAAGCGUUCCCGCAGAGAUCUCUAUGAAGGCUCCAAACUCCUGGACCAGCAGCGGAAGCAGCAAACGUACGAGGAGAUGUUCAUGAAGGUGAACCCGCUCGAGUCGGCCGCUGCCGCGAAGAACAAGAGCAAGGACAUUCAUCUCCCGAAUAUUGACGUCAACUUUGGCUCCAACCGGAUUUUAUCCGGUGCAAGUCUUACUCUCGCCCAUGGUAGAAGGUACGGUCUGAUCGGUCGCAAUGGUGUUGGUAAAUCGACAUUGCUACGGCAUAUUGCUAUGCGAGAAGUACCCAUUCCGGCCCAUAUUACGAUCCUUUUCGUCGAGCAAGAGGUCAUGGGCGACGACACCACAGCUCUCGACUCGGUCCUCAAAGCAGACGUCUGGCGGGACCACCUCAUGAAGCAGGAAGCAGAGCUAAACGCGAAGCUUACUGAACUAGAAUCAGAGGGGGACGACAAGCGGUUUGAGGAUGCACGGGAAGAGACGUCAACGCGCUUAGCGGAAGUCCACGCGCGGUUGGCUGAGAUGGAGGCUGAGACCGGCCCUUCGAGGGCUGCCGCUCUGCUGGCAGGUCUGGGCUUCAGCGAGGAGGACCAAAAACGCACAACAAAGUCAUUCAGUGGAGGCUGGCGUAUGCGGCUUGCUCUCGCCAGAGCCUUGUUCGUGAAGCCUGCCCUUCUUUUACUGGACGAGCCGACAAAUCACAUUGAUCUGAACGCUUUGGCAUGGCUCGAAGACUAUCUACAGACGUGGCCAGGAACCCUCCUCGUCGUGUCUCAUGACCGUGCUUUCUUAGACGCUGUCGCAACGGAUAUUGUGCACAUGCACUCAGGCCGACUCGAUUACUUCAAGGGGAACUUCACCCAGUUUUAUGCGACUAAGUCUGAGCGCGAUCGGAACCUGCGCAAGGAGUACGACGCGCAGAUGGAGUACCGUAAGCAUUUGCAGGCGUUCAUCGAUAGGUGGAGAUACAAUGCGAAUCGGGCUGCUCAGGCUCAAAUGAAAAUCAAGAUCCUGGAGAAGCUACCCGAUCUUCAACCUCCAGAGGAAGAAGAGAAGGAGAAGUUCCGCUUCCCAGAGACAGAGAAAAUCUCGCCGCCAUUACUCCAGCUGAACGAAGUCUCGUUUGGUUACACGCCGGACAAAGUUAUCUUGAAAGGCAUCAACUUUGAUGUCGGGCUGGACUCGCGUAUCGCUAUAGUCGGUGCCAACGGUGCUGGAAAAUCCACCCUUAUCAAGCUCUUGACUGGAGAGCUACAACCACUAGCCGGUCAUCUUACUCGUAACGGGCGACUCCGCGUGGGAUACUUCGCUCAGCACCACGUUGACACGCUCACUCCGACCAUGACUCCGGUCCAAUUCUUAGCCUCCAGGUUCCCUGGAAAGACGGAGCAAGAGUACCGAUCCCAUCUUGGUAACUUCCAAAUCAGCGGGAUGACAGGUCUGCAGUUGAUUGGGACAUUGAGUGGAGGUCAGAAGUCGCGUGUGGCUUUCUCCCUCUUGUCAUUACAAAGACCUCAUGUGUUGCUGCUGGAUGAGCCUACUAACCACCUGGAUAUGGAGGGUCUGGACGCCUUGGUCGCUGCAUUGACAAGUUGGAAUGGAGGUGUAAUCAUCAUCUCUCACGACGAACGGUUCAUUACCAGCGUAGCCAAAGAGCUUUGGGUGUGUGGCGACGGGACCGUACGGAAAUUCCCAGGUGAUGUACAGAGCUACAAGAAACUCAUCGUCAGCAAUGUCAAAGCGAAGCCGUGAGACGGUUAGGUCCAUUCUUUGUCACAUCACAUUGAUUACAAUGUUCGUAUCGGAGAUAUCAUCACGACCCUGUUGUAUACAUCACGAUUAUCCAUCACAAACAUAAGGCUCCCGGAGUAGAAUUACAUGUCGAACAAGGAAUAGCACAUCAAAAGCGCAAGCUACCG